UUACACAGUCUGACAGAAGGCAUGCACAGUUCAGAGAUUAAGGGUUUGAGCAAAACUCUGGCAGAUGGAGCUUCAUUCUCUUUAUCCCCUGGCUUUCUGCAAAAGCCCUCAUUUAGGACCCUGUGGAAAUGUCGCUGGGUGAAUCUAACUUCCCACAGGAGUAAUGGCCAAUCACUGAGCACAGACGAGGAGAACAGCUUUGAGUUCAGAAACCCUGGGAAGCUGGUUGAAAACAUUAAAUCAGAAAGAAAGGAGUGUUUGCAACAAUGCUCAUUGUGGCAAAUGCAAGGCUUGAGAGAAGCAGCCGAUUCGAUGUUUAAACCGGGAUGUAUUUCUGCGGCAGGAGGUUAUUGGACUGACAAGCAGGGGAGCAGUGAUAGCCUCAGCAUGCCACACUCUGCAAAACUGAUUCUGCUGAUCUUUUGCUUGGUCCUCCUUGCGGAGAGCAAGAAGCACAGGAGGAGGAGAUGGACAGGACAAGUCGAAGUGCAGAAAGCAAGUCAAAUAUAUAAAAAGAACCAUGACAUGACCAAAUCUCGGACAGGAAAAAGUGAGCAGCUUCUGAGGGUAGAUGACCAUGAUUUUACCAUGAGGCCUGCCUUUGGAGGUCCUGCCAUUCCAGUUGGGGUAGAUGUGCAAGUUGAAAGCCUGGAUAGUAUUUCGGAGGUUGAUAUGGAUUUUACAAUGACACUGUAUCUGAGGCAUUACUGGAAGGAUGAGCGCCUUUCCUUUCCCAGUCAUACGAACAAGAGCAUGACUUUUGAUGGGAGGUUGGUGAAGAAGAUUUGGGUGCCGGAUGUGUUUUUUGUUCACUCUAAACGAUCGUUUAUUCACGACACAACUACUGACAACAUCAUGUUGCGGGUAUUUCCAGAUGGCCAUGUGCUCUACAGCAUGAGAAUCACAGUGACAGCAAUGUGCAAUAUGGACUUCAGCCGAUUCCCAUUAGAUACACAGACCUGUACUCUGGAGCUGGAAAGCUAUGCUUACACAGAUGAAGAUCUGAUGCUCUACUGGAAAAAUGGGAAUGAGUCUCUGAAAACAGAUGAGAAGAUUUCCUUGUCUCAGUUCUUGAUACAAAAAUUCCAUACAACUUCCAGACUCGCUUUCUAUAGCAGCACUGGUUGGUACAAUCGCCUAUAUAUUAACUUUACUUUACGUCGUCACAUCUUCUUCUUCUUGCUCCAAACUUAUUUCCCUGCCACACUGAUGGUCAUGUUGUCUUGGGUAUCCUUCUGGAUAGACCGCAGAGCUGUCCCUGCAAGAGUUUCAUUGGGGAUCACAACAGUGCUGACCAUGUCCACCAUCAUCACGGGUGUCAAUGCCUCCAUGCCUCGGGUUUCUUACAUCAAAGCUGUGGACAUUUACCUCUGGGUCAGUUUUGUGUUUGUCUUCCUCUCAGUCAUCGAAUAUGCCGCUGUGAACUACCUGACCACUGUGCAGGAGCGGAAGCAGCGGAAAUUGCGAGAUAAGAGCAUUCGAUCUGACAGCGGAGGCCUGACACCACAAAAACAGGAGUUGAUGGUAGUAGGAACGACAGAGGGAAAGAAACUGAGAUCAGAACUGGGGAAGUCUGCAACCUGGGACUUUGGCAGAGACAAUAUAGGGAGGUUCUCCUGUACAUGUGGAAUACCUUCGACAAAAACCAUGCUGCUGGAAGGUAUAUAUGGUGAGUCAGAAACCAAUAGCCUAGAAGAAUAUGCAAGAGGCCAGAUUGUGACUGAAGAAGACAAGCAAGACAAGAUGGUAGUCCAUUUGGCCAUGAAUAAUGAGUCUCAUUCAUCAAGAAAGAAAGGGCUGAAGGGUCACGUUAGCCUGCGCAUCAUGCAGAACACACAUGCCAUUGACAAAUACUCCAGAUUAAUAUUUCCAGGAACUUAUAUAUUUUUUAACCUAAUUUACUGGUCUGUCUUUUGCUGAAGAAGACUUCAACACAGAAGAUAUUAAAGGAUCAUACUGUGCAUUUUGCUAUUAUUUUGAAUCUAAGAUAGAGCACAAUUAUCCUGGUGCAAAUUUAGGACAUAGUUUUCUAACAGCCACUUAUUUAUUGUUUAUUUAUUUACAAUUUAUUAACCACUUUGAGUCCCCCCAGGGGUGAGAAAGGCGGUAUAUAAAUACUGUAAAUAAAUAAACAUUUCUGCCCCGCCUUUCUCAAACUCGGAAGAGACUCAAGGCGGCUUCACAAAACUAUUGGAAGACCAUUCACUUGUGCCAGUCAGUGUCUGUUUCUUUUCCCAUCGCGUUAUUAUCUAAUGGGAGUCUUUUCUUUCAUUCUUGAAAACAGGUUGAGUUUUGGUGUCAGACAAUGUAUGCUGCUCUGGUCAUAGGCCCCCAGUAUUGAUAGAUUCACAUUUAUAAGUCAAGCAGAGUCUACUAUGUAAACUCUGCAGAGAAAGUAGUACAGAAGAGUCUCGCUUAUCCAACAUAAACGGGUCAGCAGAACAUUGAAUAAGCGAAAAUGUUGGAUAAUAUGGAGGAAUUAAGGAAAACUUAUUAAACAUCAAAUUAUGUUAUGAUUUUACAAAUUAAGCACCAAAGCAUCAUGUUUUGCAACAAACUGACCUAAAAAGCAGUUCUAUAGAUGCUAACAUUAUGUAGUAAUUACUGUAUUUACAAAUUUAGCACCAAAACAUUGCAAUGUAUUGAAACAGUUGUGGAUCUGGGCGGGAGGCAGACUACGUUGGAUAAUACAGAAUGUUGGAUGAGUAAAGGUUGGAUAAGCAAGACUCUACUGUAUGUUGAAAUCAGGAGAAGGUGCUAUAUUUUAUGAAGAAAUGUGCAGAUUUGGAAUAUAUUGUAUGGGGUAUGUCAUACAUCCAUCGUUGAGUUUGCUUUGUAAGAAGCAGUCAUCGUAAGCAAACUACAAAAGGUGAUCUACCUGACUAGGAAAUCUUCUGAAGAUGAUAAGAAGAGUCCUGAAAAACUAGGUCCCACCUACACUGCCAUAUAAUCCACAUUCAAAUUAACUACGUCAAAUUGGAUUAUGUGUCAGCGUAGACUCAUAUAAUCCAAUUCAGGAAAUGGAUUAUAUGGCAAUGUAGAUCCAGCCUCAGGGUGUUGUUGUUGUUGUUUUGAGGAAAAGCAAGCUGCUGAAUAAAACACCUUUUGCAACUUCAUGGUUAAAAUAAUGAGAGUUCAGUCAGUAAAAAUCAGUAGAAUAUUUCUGACCAAAGAUGGGAAAGUAGAGCUAUUUAAUCUAUUGCGUCCCUGUCGCACAACAUUGUGAAAGGGGAAUCAUGUAGAUCUCAGGAGGGGAAAAAGUGUUAAGUACAGUAUAGAAGAAACCCACCACUAGAGUGGUGUAUUUGGUUUUUUUGGAUGAGCCUUGUAAAAAAAAACUUUCCUACAUUAGCAGUGUGUCUUUGGGGUUGCCACAGGCACCUAUCUUUUUUGUGUGCUACAUCAGAAGAUCCUCCUUACUUAUUCCUAUCUUGCAAACUUUUGCUUGCUGCAAUACCCGAAGGAUUCUGGUGGUAGUAGUAAUCCAGAGGAAUAAUGUUUCCAACUUCUAGCUUUAGAAGCAAUUUAUCCCAAGAACUACAAUGAAAUACUCUAUGAUUGUUAACUCUUCCACUAAUAUCAAGUGACAAAUAUUAGGAACUCUCUGCCUUGGAGUGUGGUGGAAGCUCCUUCUUUGGAGGCUUUUAAUUAGAAGUUGGAUGACCAUCUGUCAGGCGUGAUUUGAUUGUGCUUUUCCCGUAUGGCACGAGGUUCGACUAGAUGGUCCAUGCAGUCUCUACCAACUCUAUCAUUCCAUGAUUUUAAGAUAGCACAACGUUAUACCAAGAACACAAUUUUUCUUUCUUCUCUCACUCCAAAUCUCUGUGAAUUGGAGGGAGAUAAUUGGUUAUCAGUAUUUAAAGUCAUCUUGACUUUCCUAUGCUCAGGAACAAAUUGAAGGUUAAAUAUUUUAAGUUCUUAGGAAAUCAGAUGUUGUCAUUUCUGAGCUAUGGCUGGCCUUUUGUAUUAUUUCUUCCAAUAAUAAUUUAAGACAAAAUGUAAAACGUUUCUGAAAGUCUAAAAUUAUGAGGCAGCGCUCCUCUUUUUUCCUUAUUUAUUUAACCAGAAUAUGAAGAGCAACAGGACAAUGAGUCUGAAAUUUAGAAGAACUAAGUAUGGUGCCUUAAACCCUACAGACUUCCUGUGACAAAUCUUGGUGAAUGUUAUUUCUCUUUGUCAGGUGCAUGAAGUGUCACCUUCAGGCGCACACAUGCACAAUGCACAUAUGCAGAGAAAGACAAAUGUAGUCAAUGGGUAGUCAUAUGAGGAAUAUACACCUUAUUGUUGUAUCUGAGUGUGGGCUAUGGACUUCGAUAAUUGUAUUUCUAUAGUGUAGAAAUAAGAAUACCCUAAAUUAGUGGUGCCGAACCUAUGGCACACACAUCAGAAGGGGUACACAGCACCCUCACUCCUGGUGUGGGAGCCCACCGCUUGCUCGCUUGCUCCCCUUCUCAUCCACCCCCCCCCCACUUGCUUACCUGCCCCACACUUGCCUGCCCCUGAUCGCUCCCCAUAUUGCCUUUUUUGAAUAUACUGUAUAUAAUCUUGUGUAAAUAGGUAUAAUUAUACACACAUAAGUCCAUUUCUAUAAAUCAAAGUAAAGGUAAAGUUUUCCCCUGACAUUAAGCCUAGUCGUGUCCGACUCUGGGGAGUGGCGCUCAUCUCCAUUUCUAAGCUGAAGAGUUGGUGUUGUCCAUAGACACCUCCAAGGUCAUAUGGCCAGCAUGACUGCAUGGAGCACUGUUACCUUCUCGUCGAAGUGGUACCUAUUGCAUCUUUUCAAACUGCUGGGUUGGCAGAAGCUGGGGCUAACAGCGGGAGCUCAUCCCACCCCUGGAUUGGAACCACCAACCUUUUGGUCAGCAAGUUCAGCAGCUCAGCGCUUUAACCCACUGUGCCACCAGGGGGGCCCAUUUCUAUAUAUAAGUUAUUUUAUAAAUCUGCUUUCAACUAAGAGAGCAAGAUGGACGGUGAUGUGUUACCAUGGCUUUCAGGAUGUCACUGAAACUCUCUGUGCCUUAGUUUCGCCAUCUGUAAAAUGGUAAUCAACCAACCUACCUCACUGGGAUAUUGCAAGAUUUAUUUGACUACAGAAUGUUUGGAUUUCUUUUUCCAGAUUCUUGGGUGUGAGGUCCUGUGUCAAUGCAGGCAGUUUUUUAAAAAUAAAAAGUAGUGAAUACACUGUUGUAUGAACUCAGAAGUCCAUUGCUCAAUAACUCAAUGUUAAUUGUAAAAUCUUAUUGCUGAAACUAGAGUAAUGCAUAAGCAGGAGUCAUUCAGGAAUGGCCGAGAUAAUGUAACAAUAGUCAGCAGUGUCCAUGGGCUUGCUUCAGAGCUAAAUGUUGUUUAUGAUAGAAUGCUGUUGUAAUAGGACAGUGUCUCCUGCUGUGUAAAUAAACAUCUUGACUUCAAA
This is a messenger RNA of Anolis sagrei ordinatus, 5413 nucleotides long. It is a transcript of the gene GABRR2, whose product is annotated as gamma-aminobutyric acid type A receptor subunit rho2. Gene Ontology annotation, molecular function: neurotransmitter receptor activity; GABA-A receptor activity; chloride channel activity. Gene Ontology annotation, biological process: regulation of membrane potential; chemical synaptic transmission; chloride transmembrane transport. NCBI's taxonomy places the organism in Eukaryota, Metazoa, Chordata, Lepidosauria, Squamata, Anolidae. Gene Ontology annotation, cellular component: plasma membrane; neuron projection; synapse. The record is from RefSeq and is a predicted model, not a curated record.